Messenger RNA from Caenorhabditis auriculariae, 225 nucleotides. The record is from the annotation of a GenBank genome assembly. NCBI's taxonomy places the organism in Eukaryota, Metazoa, Nematoda, Chromadorea, Rhabditida, Rhabditidae.
AUGUUGGAAUUGUUGGUCGGAAAGGCCGACGACGUGACUCAGAGCCUUACCUGCCCCGGCCGGCCGCUCUUUCCUUUCGGAGCCGUGCCGGCGUCGCGUCCCGGCACUUCCAAAACCAACAAUCCACAAAAAAAACCACAUAAUGCACAAUCGUUUUUGUUCUGGUGGUACGGUAGGUGCUGGUCUGUUCGAAUCGCACCAUCCGAAUGGCAAAAAUGGUGGUGA